AUGAAAAAAGAUGGCAGCCCCCAUGGAAAAUGAUUUACUCAAUGUAAAACCCAAACGAAAAACCAGCAACAAGCUUAUUAAAAAAUUAAAUAAGAUAGAAAAGACCUUGAUUUCAAAAGAAAAUAUUCGAAUUUCACAUGAACCUUCUAAGAUUCUUGUAGUACAAAAUGGUGGUAUAGGAAAUAAUGUGGGCCAAAGUGAACUGUUACCACUGUUUACACAAUAUGGAGAGGUUGAAAAUAUUGUAAUGGUUCCAAAAAAGCAAUUCUGUUUUGUUUGUUUCUCAUCUCAAAAUACUGCAUCCCAAGUAUUAAAUGAACUAAAUGGAUAUCUUUUAAGAAAAGGAUCUGAUCCGACACAAGAUGUUGUUCUAUAUUUUCUUUACACUGACAAAGUUCCAGUGAAUAUAAUGAUGACUAAUAAAAUGCCUCCGGGUCUUAUCCUUAAAGAAGAGUUUAUUACCCCAGCAGAAGAGGAAGAACUUUUAAAGCUGAUGAACAUGGAAGAAACGACUGAAAAAGGUGUGAUGAAACACAGGCAGGUGAAGCAUUAUGGGUUUGAGUUCAAGUAUGGAUUGAACGAUGUGGACGUAACAGAACCACUGCCUUGUGGGAUCCCAGAGAUCUGCCAUGGGUUCCUGAAUAAGGCCAUUGAUCUUGGAUUAGUAAAACAUUUCCCAGAUCAGCUGACAGUAAACCAGUACAAGCCAGGCCAAGGAAUACCUCCUCAUGUGGACACAGUUGAAGCUUUUGAAGAUGGUAUUAUGUCACUGAGUCUGGGAUCUCAAGUGGUUAUGGACUUCCGCCACCCUGAUGGUGAACACCUGCAUGUUCUGUUACCUCGUCGCAGCCUGCUAGUCAUGACUGGAGAAUCCAGGUACGUCUGGUCUCAUGGGAUCACGCCUAGGAAAUCUGAUGUGGUAGAAACUUCUAGCAAAGAUGGAGUCACUCUUCUCACUAGAGAUGUUAGAACUUCAUUAACGUUUAGAAAAGUUGUGAUGAACAGAGAAGAAAGACGAUCAAAUAGUAAAAUAGUGGACCCAGAUUCAAAGGUUGUCCCCCAAACUGAAAAUGAAGCUAUUGAACUGGAGCAUCAGCAUGUUCAUAAGGUGUAUGAUGACAUAGCUGAUCACUUUAGUGGUACACGCUAUAAACCAUGGCCCAGGGUAGUGGAGUUUAUCAUGGCCCAGCCACCACUCUCACUCCUGGUUGAUGUAGGAUGUGGCAAUGGAAAAUGUUUAGGGUUGAAUAAAUCCCUUUAUGAGAUCGGUGGUGACUACAGUAGCAAGCUUGUUUCUAUUUGUAGAAGUCGUGGGUUUGAAUCUUGUAUUUCUGAUGUUACCUGUUUACCAUUCCGCACUAAUGCAUUUGAUGUGGUACUGUGCAUUGCUGUCAUUCACCAUAUGGCAACAGUGGAAAGAAGGCACCAAGCAGUUGCUGAAAUAGUCAGAAUACUCCAACCUGGAGGAAAAGCUCUUAUUUAUGUGUGGGCCAUGGAGCAGCAAUGUAACAAUAAACAGUCCAAGUACAUCAGCAAGAAAAAACAAGCUAAAAAAGGGAAACUUGAAGACAUAACAAAAGAUCCAUCAGAGAAAGAGCAGAAUUUGACAGCAGAGACAUGCAAGAUGGAAGGAGAUGGCUUUGCUUCAACUAUUGGACAAUGUAUUGAGAAGACAACUGCUCAACCAGGUUCUCAAGGUGACAACACAACAACAGAGGUUGAUAAAAACUGUUUGGUUGAACAGUCUCAAGAUACAAGCAGCAGUGACACUGUAAAACAAACAAAAACUCUAUCCAUCCAUGUCAACAGAACUGAAUUUAAAGAACAAGAUCUUUUAGUUCCAUGGCAGUUAAAAAAUGAACAUAGUGUUAAUGAGUCGCCUGUGGAGGGAAAGAACAUUUUUCACAGAUUUUAUCAUGUAUUCAAACAGGGUGAGCUGGAACAGAUUUGCACAAAUGUAUCAGGCUGUAGAGUAAGAGACAGCUACUAUGAUCAGGGCAAUUGGUGUGUGGUUGUUGAAAAGUUAUAAAGCAAUAAAAGUCACUGUUGAAAUUCGAGUUUUUUAAAUU
Molecule: messenger RNA, 2069 nt
Organism: Physella acuta
Lineage: Eukaryota; Metazoa; Mollusca; Gastropoda; Physidae
Product: alkylated DNA repair protein alkB homolog 8
Biological process (GO): tRNA methylation; tRNA wobble uridine modification
Cellular component (GO): cytoplasm; nucleus
Molecular function (GO): S-adenosylmethionine-dependent methyltransferase activity; tRNA binding; tRNA (5-carboxymethyluridine(34)-5-O)-methyltransferase activity
Source: RefSeq, a predicted model, not a curated record